AUGGGACUUGUGUCGACAACUAGCAGGAAGUGGGUGGCUACCACGACCCAACGGCGAACAAGGGGAAACAAGCUGACCAGGGAUUUCUUCCGCCAUCUUGCCGCCCGUCUGCCCCCGGGCUCCCUCCCGGCUAGCCAACCCUCACUAUUGAGACGGGGCUAUCUAAAUCGUUAUCUCAGCUUAGACAAGAUGCUAUAUGGUGGCUGUCUAACUCUUCCGGCGAGUCCAACAGCCAGCAGUGUUGCAGCAUUGCAGCAAGCAUACUACGCACACGAGGUCGAGAUUUCCGCUAAUGGCGUGACUAGUGCCCCGCUCACACUACCAUUUGUUGCAGUGUAUGGAAGACCGCCGGCACAAGGAGAGGGAGACAUUGUCCUUACAGGGCAGGAUUUCCUGGAUAUCACUAGUGAUCUGUUUUGA
Penicillium verrucosum is the source of this 420-nucleotide messenger RNA. RefSeq lists its product as uncharacterized. Lineage: Eukaryota; Fungi; Ascomycota; Eurotiomycetes; Eurotiales; Aspergillaceae. The coding region runs from base 1 to 420 and encodes 139 amino acids. The transcript has 3 exons. The record is from RefSeq and is a predicted model, not a curated record.